Molecule: messenger RNA, 1530 nt
Organism: Pneumocystis jirovecii RU7
Lineage: Eukaryota; Fungi; Ascomycota; Pneumocystomycetes; Pneumocystales; Pneumocystaceae
Product: glycylpeptide N-tetradecanoyltransferase NMT1
Exons: 7
Coding region: 1-1530 (509 amino acids)
Biological process (GO): N-terminal peptidyl-glycine N-myristoylation
Cellular component (GO): cytoplasm
Molecular function (GO): glycylpeptide N-tetradecanoyltransferase activity
Source: RefSeq, a predicted model, not a curated record
AUGGACUCAAUCAAUGACACGUUUUAUCAUAAAGAUCAACGACUUUUGCAAAAGCAGAGAAAAUGCAAAAGUUUUCAGCGUUCAUGGAAUACAGAAGUGAUUUGCCUUAAUACAUCUAAUGAAUUGGAUUUAACAAGAAAUUUGGAAAAAAAGAAUGAAAAUUAUUGUGUAAAUACAGAAAAACUUCCGGUUGUUGAAAAAACAAUGAAAGAAAAUGAGAUUCAUGAGUUAUUGAAUGAGCUUUCGUUAAAACCAGCAAGAAAAAAGAUGAGCGAUUAUAAAUUUUGGAAUACUCAGCCAGUAUGCUCAUUUGAUGAAGAAAUCAGUGAAGAAGGACCAAUAGAUGAUAGCAAGGAUCUUGAAAAAGUUAGAAAAGAGCCAUAUCCACUCUUAAAAGAAUUUGAGUGGGUUACUUUAGAUGUAGAUGAUGAAGAAGACUUAAAAAAUCUAUAUCAACUUCUUGCAAAAAACUACGUUGAAGAUGAUGAUUCGAUGUUUAGAUUCGAUUAUUCAGAGUUGUUUUUAAAAUGGGCUAUAAAACCUCCUGGAUUUCAUAAAAACUGGCAUAUUGGAGUACGUGUGGCUGCAUCAAAAAAAUUAGUUGCUUUUGUUUCAGGAAUACCUAUUUCCUUACGUGUCAAAGAUCGUGUUAUUAAAUGUAGUGAGAUAAACUUUUUAUGUAUACAUAAAAAACUUAGAUCAAAACGGUUAACACCUAUUUUGAUAAAGGAAAUAACUAGACGAUGUAAUCUUUCAGGAACUUGGCAAGCUAUUUACACUGCAGGAGUUAUACUUCCUAGCCCUAUAUCAUCAUGUCAAUAUUAUCAUCGUAGUCUCAAUUGGCAAAAGUUAUAUACAGUAGGGUUUUCUCCUUUACCUAAAAACUCUACAAUAGCUCGACAAAUUCAAAAGUUUAAGUUGCCAAAUGAGACAUCAACCCCUGGUUUGAGGCCUAUAACAGUUCAUGAUCUUGAACAGGUUUCAGAAUUAUUGAGAUCUUUUCUAAAAAAAUUUGAACUUUCUCAAAUAUUUUCGAACGAUGAAGUAAAGCAUUGGUUAAUUCCAAGAGAAAACCAAAAUGAUGAGGAAGCUACAAUAUUUUCAUAUGUUAUUGAAAACCCAUCAACAGGAAAAAUAACAGACUUUUUUUCCUUUUAUUCCCUCCCUUCUAACAUUAUUACAGACACGAAAUAUAAAACUCUUAAUGCAGCAUAUCUUUUUUAUUAUGCACUAGAAUCCGGUAUUAAGAAAGAUAUGAACCAAACUGAACAUAAAAUAUAUAUUGAUAGAUUAAAUCUUAUAAUGAAAGAUUGUUUAAUUAUUGCAAAAAACAAAAAAUUCGAUGUUUUUAAUGCAUUAACACUAAUGGAUAAUCCAUUUUUCCUUGAAAAUCAAAAAUUUGGUCCAGGAGAUGGAAAAUUGAAUUAUUAUCUAUUUAAUUACCGCUCAAAAUACAUAAAUCCAGGAAUAACUAGAACAGGAAAACUAGAUGUCGAAAAUGGAUCAUCAAUAGCUGUUGUUAUGUUGUAA